GGUCUAACACCCAAUGAAGAUUCCAUAGACUUGUGAUGGAAGUCAUGAAAGAAACUUCACAACAAUGUAAGAAGAAAAUCAAAAACAAUAAAAAAGAAUUCUACAAUUAAAUAUAUAAAAAAAAACUCAGUGUUAUCUCUCUCUCUCUCUCUCUCUCUAUCCUUCCCCACACUCUCCAUCUUUUAUGUACUCCUCAGAUCUGACCAGAGGAGAAAGAACCAGAGGAGAAAGAACAUGACUGAUCGAGUCUUCCCAGCUUCAAAGCCACCAACCGCCACUAACGGAGCUCCACCCGGUGGCGCCUUACCACCUCCUCCGUCUGAUAACGGCAACGGAACAGCUAACCAGAAACCUCAAGUCUACAUUCCGGCUAACCGUCCGGUCUACCGUCCGCAGCCUUACAGCCGCCACCACCACCACCAAUCACGACCGAGCUGCCGGAGAGUCUGCUGCUGCUGCUGUUUCUGGUCCAUCCUCAUCCUCCUCAUCCUCGCUCUCCUAACCUCCAUCGCCGCCACCGCCGUGUACGUCAUCUACCACCCUCGCCCGCCGCUGUUCUCCGUCCCGUCGCUUCGUGUCGGCCGCGUCAACCUCACCACCUCCUCGGACGCUUCCGUCUCGCACCUCUCUUCCUUCUUCAACUUCACGCUGAUCUCCGUGAACCCCAACCAGCACCUCACCUUCUCCUACGAUCACUUCGCCGUCGCCGUUAAAACCGUUAAAUCUAACGAGAUGUUAGCUAACGGAACGGUUUCCGGUUUUUUCAGCGGUAACGGGAACAAGACAUCUUUUCGGAGCGUGAUCGCGACGUCUACUUCGGCGCGUGAGCUGGAUCCGGAUGAAGCGAGGCGUUUGAAGUCGGAUCUGACGCGAGGGGCGCGCGUGGGGUUGGAGAUCGAGAUGCGGACGAAGGUGAAGAUGCAGAUGGGGAAGCUGAAGAGUGAAGGAGUAGAGAUCAAAGUGACGUGUGGAGGGUUCGAAGGGACAGUGCCUAAAGGUAAAGUUCCGACCGUAGCGACUUCGAAACAGACCAAGUGUAAGUCUGAUCUGAGUGUUAAGGUCUGGAAAUGGAGUUUGCUUCUACUUCGCUACCUAAUAAGAAUCUCGUUUUGCACUUCUAGAAAGGGAAUAUCAUCACAAUCUAUGGCGGAGAAGCUCGAGCCGGCGAAGGUUUUGUACUGCGGAGUUUGCUCUCUCCCCGCUGAGUACUGCGAGUUCGGUCCCGAUUUCGCGAGAUGUAAGCCUUGGCUCAUUGAUAACGCUCCUGACCUCUAUCCUGAUCUCCUCAAAGAAGCUAAUGAGAAGGGAGGAGUAGAUAAUGUUUCUGAUAAGCUCCAGUCCGUGGGAAUCUCUGCCGCUGAUGGUGCACCCUCUUCUUCUCAGACUGGAGGGACAUCCAAGAAGGAGGAAGUGAAACGUCUUCCUGGGGGAAAAGUUAAAAAGAAAGAGAGGCAAGAAGUUAUUAUUGAAAAGGUUGUCCGCAACAAGCGCAAGUGUAUCACCAUUGUGAAAGGACUAGAACUCUUUGGGAUAAAACUCAGUGACGCGUCUAAAAAGCUUGGGAAGAAGUUUGCUACUGGAGCAUCAGUUGUGAAGGGACCAACUGAGAAGGAGCAAAUUGAUGUUCAAGGGGAUAUAAUCUAUGACAUAGUUGAAUUCAUUACAGACACUUGGCCCGACGUACCUGAAAGAUCCAUUUUCUUCAUUGAAGAUGGGAAGAAGGUUCAGGCUGGUUGAUGAUUUACCCUUUGUCCUUGGAGUUUUUUGGCAUGGAAGUUUCAUGUAGACGAACUAGUUUCCGAGUCCUCCCAUGUGUUUUUCUUAUUACCAAACGUCUCUGUUUCUCUUUGUGGAUCUAAGCAUUUCAAAACGAUAUUUUUUUAAUCUUUCUAAUUAAUAUAAACACAUAUUACAAGACUGCAUAGUAACUAACAUGAAGAUUUUAUGAAUCAUAA
Molecule: messenger RNA, 1955 nt
Organism: Brassica rapa (field mustard)
Lineage: Eukaryota; Viridiplantae; Streptophyta; Magnoliopsida; Brassicales; Brassicaceae
Biological process (GO): translation reinitiation; formation of translation preinitiation complex
Molecular function (GO): translation initiation factor activity; mRNA binding
Source: RefSeq, a predicted model, not a curated record